AUUGCUAUGGAAGUGUGGAGAGUGUUUGCAUGUAUAAAGCUGGUGAUGAGAGAAAGCUGACGUGCAGUCGAUGCUACGGCACUAAGUAAACGAGUCGGGUACGGCCUUGCAUGCUCCACACGUCUACGAUUCCAACAUGCCUUCCUACAAAGUCGUGUACUUCGAUGCCCGCGGGAGGGCAGAGCCGGCCCGCAUGAUGCUUCAUUUCGCGGGCCAGAAGUUCGAAGACGUCCGCUACAAUGCCGAAGAGUGGGCUAAGCACAAGCCGACGACUCCAUUUCAGCAGCUACCGUACUUGGAGGUCGACGGGAAGAUUAUCCCUCAGAGUAGUGCCAUGCAAGGCUUCUUGGCCAGGGAGCUCGGUUUGAACGGGGCCAACAACGAGGAGACGACCAAAAUUGACUUGGUUGGUGCCGUGGUCGCUGACAUCGUUGAUCCGCUGACUAAGAUCCUCUUCUAUGAGAAAGACGAAGCCAAGAAGAAGGAACUAUCGGCCACUUACUACGGCGAGACAGCUCCUCGAUUUCUGAAGGGGUUGGAGGAGAUCUUGAAAACAAACAACGGCGGUGACGGCUUCUUCGUCGGCUCUAAGAUCUCCCGGGCUGACAUCAUCUUCUACGUGGGCAUGGAAGCUUUCCGUAACGACGACGUCUUGAAACAGUACCCGAAGCUUUACAGCCUGAAGGAACGUAUUGCCCAAGACCCCAAGAUCGCUGCUUACUUGAAAGAUCGCCCCCAAACACAAUUCUAAGCAGAUAGAUCCACUUUUCUUGACUGACAGAAUAAAAACAGAAUCAAACACAGAGUAGAGUCAAUUUGAUAGAGAGGGCUUUGUUGCCCUCAUAUUUGGAACCGAAACAUUCAUGUUUAAAACGUGGUUUGAUACGGCUCCACAUUUUGCACAUAUUUGGCACUUUUCCCUGAUUGAUCAAAAAACACGUUAAAACACAAAACCAACCACUUGUUGGCUGAUUGAUUGAUACAAGCAUACAAUAUUGAUACAAUGAUUGGCUUUGAUUAAUCGAAGACGGUGCAAGAUGUGGAGGAAAGGGUAAUGAAAUAUGGUUUUGUUGGACUUUGAAUGACAUGCACGGCCCUUUUUAAAUUUUCACAGAAGAGUAUGUAUAUUUCUGUUUUGAUAGAGUUACGUCUAUUUCUCUUUUCUAGCGCUUAAGACCUUCCCCAAAAAUGUUUUAGGUAGUAAUGGGCACCUCAUUUAAGACUCGACCGGUUUUCCAAUAUGUAAAUGCCUGUCAUGACUCUAACAAUGACGAGUGGUGUACAAAUAUGGAUGCAUUCAUACGCCUCUUUCCGAAAAGCCCAUCAGGGUUUCGCAGCACAAAACAUUCUAAGAAAUCCUUUCCAAAGUUACCCCUUACAAUAAAAGCUUAUCGGGUUGAGAAGA
Messenger RNA from Acanthaster planci (crown-of-thorns starfish), 1405 nucleotides. Its product is annotated as S-crystallin SL11-like. The record is from RefSeq and is a predicted model, not a curated record. Lineage: Eukaryota; Metazoa; Echinodermata; Asteroidea; Valvatida; Acanthasteridae. Gene Ontology annotation, biological process: glutathione metabolic process. Gene Ontology annotation, molecular function: glutathione transferase activity.